Molecule: messenger RNA, 918 nt
Organism: Chinchilla lanigera (long-tailed chinchilla)
Lineage: Eukaryota; Metazoa; Chordata; Mammalia; Rodentia; Chinchillidae
Gene: Swsap1
Product: SWIM-type zinc finger 7 associated protein 1
Exons: 2
Coding region: 16-735 (239 amino acids)
Biological process (GO): double-strand break repair via homologous recombination
Cellular component (GO): Shu complex
Molecular function (GO): single-stranded DNA binding
Source: RefSeq, a predicted model, not a curated record
AGUACGCUGCUGCGAAUGGCGGAGACACUGAGGCGAGUGCUAAACCGCGGCAGCACAGCCGGGACUGGGGAGAACACGGCUGAGUCCGGGCCGCCUUUGUUGCUGCUCGGUGCGCCAGGCUCUGGAAAAACAGCGCUGCUAUUUGCAGCGGCCCUGGAAGCAGCAGGAGAGGGUAGAGGUCCUGUCCUCUUCCUGACUCGGAGGCCUCUUCAAAGCCUGCCCCGUGGUACCGCAGGGGCACUCGACCCGCUGCGGCUCCAGAAGAUUCGCUUCCAGUACCCGCCCUCCAUGCAAGAGCUGCUGCGGCUCCUAUGCUCUGCCCAUGAGGCCGCGGGCCCGGUGCCCUCCCUCCUGCUGCUCGACGGCCUGGAGGAGUACCUAGCAGAAGAUCCGGGCUGCCAGGAGGCCGCCUACCUGGCCGCCUUGCUGCUGGACACAGCUGCCCACUUCGGCCACCGAGCCGGCCCCAGCCGGCAGUGCGGGCUCGUGGUGGCCCUGCAGGCCCAGGAGGAAGCGGACGGCGGGGAGGUCCUGCAGCGGGCGCUGCUCCAGCGCUACUUCCCUGCGCAGUGCUGGCUGCAGGCCCUCGAAGCGGGUCCGGGAAGGCGCGGCUUCCGGGUCUGGCUGCAGCCCGGCGAGCUGGGCCCCAGGGCGGAGUGGCGCAUGACUUUCCGACCGGACGGGGAGAUGACCAUCACCCCGUGGCCUCACCACACGAGGGAGCCCCAACUUUGACAAGCGUUCAAGCUCUUAGAGGUCAACCUCUCUCUGCCUCAGUUUCCCCUGGGCUGGAAUACUUCAGUCAGGGACAGGUGCAGAACCAAGACCCAAGGACUGCAGAGUGUUUUUCUUCUUAAAAGCUAGCACUGGGCUGGGGAUUUAGCUCAGUGGCAAAAGCGCCUGCCUGGCUAGCGCAAG